Astrephomene gubernaculifera is the source of this 1740-nucleotide messenger RNA. The record is from the annotation of a GenBank genome assembly. Lineage: Eukaryota; Viridiplantae; Chlorophyta; Chlorophyceae; Chlamydomonadales; Astrephomenaceae.
AUAAGGAGGUACACACCAUAUGGUUUCGGUGCGGAGUAGCGCGCGUAAGGCGCAAUGUCAGGAAAGCAAGCCGCCAGCUCGGAGUUAGCAUCAAAAAGCGUAUGUGGUAACACAUGAACACUACACAUUAAGGUUUCCUCCUCAUGGUGACAGCGCCGCAGGCUGGCUUUGUUUAAGGGCUGCGCCCUUUGGGACAAGGUGUGUUUUUUCCUUGACCAUUAACUAGGCUUUACUACCUGUUACUUAGUCGUAUGGGGCAACGAAAUACGGGCGCUGCGGACCUGGCCCGACCUGACAUGGAGAGCGCUGCGGGAGCAGCGCUCGAUGCGCCCCUCCUGGAGCACUCCGCCUCGCCCUUCCUCUACGAGGACGUCCCUCCCUCGCCCAAACACAACUUCUGGGAGUGCACCUUCAACCUCACGAAGGUCAUCCUGGGAGCCGGAAUCAUGGCUCUCCCCCGCGCCGUGUCGCUGCUGGGUUGGGGCCUGGGUGUAUCGCUGCUGGUGCUGGUGGGCCUGCUCACCCACUUCACCGUGCAUGGCCUGGUGUACGCCUCCGACCGGUUGCGGCGGGACAGCUACUCGGGGCUGGUGCGCACGGCGCUGGGGCCGCUGGCGGAGAAGGUGCUGCAGGCCGUGAUGCUGCUUGGCUGCCUGGGCUUCGAGGUUGUGUACAUUGACAUCAUCGGGGACAUGCUCGUAGGCGAAGCGCCCGCGCAUGACGGUCUCAUCACCCGAUGGCUGCCGGAGGAGGAGAGGUCCCAGUGGUGGGUGGGUCGCCCCUUCAUCCUCGCCGCGCUCACGGGCUGCGUCCUGGCGCCACUCGCCUCCCUGCGAACCAUGGGUCACUUGGGCGUCGUCAACGUCAUCGGCCUGCUCUCACUCGUCGCAUUCGCCGCCGCGACCUGCUGGCUGGGCGCGGCAGCCGUCGCCAAGGGAACCGCCCACGUGCUGCCCCUGGGCCCCGACCUAGAAGGCUUGGGCUCCGACACCCCCAGUCGCAUCACCGCUGCCCUCUCCGUGGUUCCCAUCCUGCUAACGGCCGCCUCCUGUCACCAAUCCGUACACCCGCUUCGAUCCAUGCUGGUGCCGUACAGUCCUGCCGUACUGGAUCGUGUCGUGGGGUCUUCGUUGGCGCUGGUGACGGUGCUGUUUGUGGUGGUUUCGGGGGCGGCGUACACGGCGUUCGGUCGGGAGGUGCGAGGCAAUUUCCUGAAUAACUUGUCGCCUCCGCAGCUGGCGCCGUUGAUAGGGGAGGCUGCGGGGGUUGCAGUGUCGCUGGGGGUGAAGGGCGGCUACACGGCGUCGCUGGUGGGCUCCUCGGUGCUCAUCAUGUUCCCGCUGCGGCAGGCGGUCAUGGAGCUGGUCGCCCCCGCCCAGGUGGCACCCGGAGCUCCCCCCGUGUCCACAACCCUCUACCUCUCCUGCACGUACGGCCUGCUGGCCUCAGCGUACGGCAUUGCCGUAUUCGUACCUUCCAUCUGGGACGUCAUCAGCUUUGUGGGCGCGGUCGCCUGCACCAUCAUGUGCUUCAUCAUCCCCGCGGCCCUGCUGGUGCGUUAUAAGGACCACCGUACGGUUUCGCAUGCCGUACAACGAGCCGUUGCAUGGUUGGUUGGGUUGCUGGGGGUGGCGCUGUUUGUGAAUGUGUUUGCGGGUAUGUGGCUGGCGUCUCGGCAGGUUGGGGGCGUGCCACCUGCCUCCCCGCAACCUCAGCAGCCGGGUGAUGGUGAUGGGGUGG